AUGACACUUGAUGACACAAAUGAAGAUUGAACACGUCAAAUUGGUUUUUUUACCAGCGAAUGAUACGAAACUAUGUUUUGAAAAUGAAUUUGUUGAUACUGUUGCAAUUUUGGAGUGUUUAAGACAUUUUUUGGAUUUCAUAUGUGUAAAUUUUAAUGUGUGGAUGCUAUAAAAAUACACGAAAAUGAAGGCAAUACUUGCAACUGUAAUUAGUCUUGCACUCACAACUGUCGUUAUUGGCAAUGCUUAUUACCAGAAGAAACAAUUUUAUCCUUCAAUAGUAUACUUAACAAAUUCGAAUCCUAGCAUGGCUGUAAUGUACUUGCAAGCUUUUAUUUUAGUUUUAUUGGUAGGUAAACUAUUGAGAAAGGUAUUCUUUGGUCAACUACGUCCAGCAGAAUUUGAGCAUUUAAUAGAAAGAUCUUGGUAUGCAAUCACAGAGACUUGCCUGGCAUUUACAGUGUUCAGAGAUGAUUUCAAUCCAAAAUUCAUAGCCUUGUUUACAUUGUUACUGUUCUUGAAGGCAUUCCAUUGGCUUGCAGAAGACAGGGUUGACUAUAUGGAGCGGAGUCCAGUAAUUGGGUGGUUAUUUCAUGUCAGGAUUCUCAGCUUGCUGAUGCUGUUGGCACAUGCUGAUUUCUACUUCAUCCACCAUGCAUACCAUUUCACAGCAUCCAAAGGGCCAUCUGUACAACUAGUAUUUGGCUUUGAAUAUAGCAUUCUUAUUAUUAUGAUUGUGAAUAUAUUGAUAAAGUAUGUUCUACAUGCUAUUGACUCAAGAUGGGAGGCACCAUGGGAGAGCAAGGCAGCGGUUCUUCUUUAUACAGAAUUAGCUAUUAAUUUCCUGAAAGUGCUUCUGUACAUUGGAUUCGUUGCUGUUAUGGUUCGAAUUUACACCUUGCCAUUGUUUGCCUUCCGACCUAUGUAUGAGACAAUGAGGAGUUUUAAAAAAGCAUACAAUGACGUGGUCUUGUCUCGGCGCGCUAUACGUAACAUGAACACGUUGUACCCGGACGCAACGGCUGCAGAACUUGCAGCCGCCGACAACGAGUGUAUUAUAUGUCGCGAGGAAAUGCAUAGUGCAGGUGCAAAGAAGCUCCCGUGCAACCAUAUAUUCCACGCGGCGUGCCUCCGGCUGUGGUUCCAACGGCAGCAGACGUGUCCCACGUGCCGCCUCAACGUGUUGCGAGCGCCCGCGCCCGCGGCCGCAGCCGGCGCCGGCGCCGCGCCGCCCGCCGCCGGCCCCGCGCGCCCGCCCCACGCGCCUACACCCGCGCCCCAUCAACCGCCCUCGCAACCCGCCCCUGGAACAGCUGUACCUCCACCGUUCCCCAAUAUGCCGCCACCACCUAUGAUGGCGUGGGGCAUGCCGCCACCGCCACCGCCGCGACCCGCUUCUCUUGCUAACCUCACCACCGGCGAGUUGCAGCGCAUGGAGGGGAAUGAACGUAGAAACAUCGAGGCCCGGCUACAGUUGCUCCGAGAGAUUCAAGCUAUGUUGGACGCGUCCGUACUUCUAAUGCAGCAGUACUCGGCGGUCGUGGCGAAUCUACCACAGAAUAGCGUUACUAUUGGCACUCAAACAGAAACACCUAAAUCAGAAGCUACGCCAGAACCAUCUACAUCGAAUGUGAGGGUUGAACCAGAUGUAGUGACGACCACGUCGGAUCAUAAGCACGGGCCACCCUCGCCAGAGACAACCCUACAGCAAGACGAACAAACACCUAACGACGCAUCACCUGAUAGUUCUAGUAGAGACAAGACUGAUGCCGACGCCGAAGAACUGAGAAGACGUCGACUACAGAAAUUUAAUAUCGAUAAUUGAGCUUGUUGAUAAUGGAUAAAUUUUCGUUCCUUUCCUGACUUACCAUUAUUUAAUGUACAAAGUGUUUCGGUAUUGUAAGCAUUGUGUAUUCUAAUCAAAUAAAUGUAUUUAUGUUCUUGUAAAUAUAAUGGGAUAUACACAUAAAUACAUAACACGAUACUUUAUUUUU
Molecule: messenger RNA, 1994 nt
Organism: Galleria mellonella (greater wax moth)
Lineage: Eukaryota; Metazoa; Arthropoda; Insecta; Lepidoptera; Pyralidae
Gene: sip3
Product: E3 ubiquitin-protein ligase synoviolin
Exons: 11
Coding region: 185-1825 (546 amino acids)
Cellular component (GO): cytoplasm
Source: RefSeq, a predicted model, not a curated record